Caenorhabditis auriculariae is the source of this 1557-nucleotide messenger RNA. The record is from the annotation of a GenBank genome assembly. Lineage: Eukaryota; Metazoa; Nematoda; Chromadorea; Rhabditida; Rhabditidae.
AUGAAAGCUCUUGAAGAACAUACUUCACUUCCAAAUAAAGUGCAGGUUCCUAUUUGAACUUUCCUCAUCUUAUUUGCUAGUGCACCUCUUUUCAGAAGUACGAUUUCUGUAACCUGUGCCAGUCCAUGAUUCCUACAGAAUGUUUUGAAACUCACGCUGCUCGGAGAAAGCUGUCAGGAAUUUGCGAGAAGCCGUCGACUGAGCUUGAAGGAGUCGUUUUGUGCAGAGUCGUGAGAUCUCUCACGAAUAUUCAAAUUCGAGAUGAUUUUCAGUGCAAUACCUAUUUUACAAUAGUUAACUAUCGUGUUCAUCUUCAUCACGUGCACGGUGUCCCAAGUGCUGUGAAAAGGGCUUAUUUCAAAAGCGAGGAAGAUUUCACAGUUCCCGCAGAAAAUAGGAACAUCUCUCAGCUCGUUCUUUUCAGAUGUUCCGGUUGAAGCUGCAAAACUGGGGCACUAAGUUUCGCAAGAUUCCCGGAUUUUCUUACCAUGAAGUUUUGCUGUUCUUCUUGAAGUUCUUCAUUUUAUUUUAGGGACUUGUUUUUGAAAGUUAUCGAUGUUGUUGGACCCCGACGGGGAAGUCAAAAUGUGAUGACAAGGUUCGAAUUUUCCGCCGGAAUUGUUUCACUUGUAAUCCCAGAGCCCGGCGAGUACAUCGAAAGAAGAUUUUUGCACGGCUUUCCUCAACAAAAACACCAGUGUUGAUGGGUGCGUGAUUUUUGGAGAAUACAUAGGAAAGGCUUUUUUGAGGCUAAAUAUCCCAGAAAUUUUUUUUUCAGCAGUGUAAGGGUUCUAUAUUGUCUGCACCACAUUCACGACGACAGCGGCUAUCAGUUCCCAGACUCACUUUGCCAGGGGAUUCUGAAACUGCAAGAACUAGGAUAUUCGAUGUCUAGGGUCUUGAGGGAAUUAAGAGGUUCGUCUGUUUUAUCCGAGUGAAAUUUUGAAAACUUUGCAUGAGCAGAAAAAAAAGCUACUAUUUUUUUUCUAGUCUUUUCUAAAAUUCAAGUAAAAAAUUAUCAUUUAGUGGAAGCUCAUAGUUACGCCCAACCCGGAACGACGAUGUACCGACGAAUUCGGAAUCUGUCUAUGAUUCAAUUGAAGAAAAUCUGCCAAGAUCUCUUGAACAACAGUGGGUUUUCAGACUCAAAAAUAUGCGAACCACCUCAUCUUUUUAAUCAACCAAAUUAGUUGCUCUUUUAAAGAUGUUGUUUUUUUGCAUUUUUCUUCCUAAAUAUUUUUUGAAGGAUGGACUCGGUCGCAAAAUGCAUCUUUCCUGCCAACCGUGGCCUUUUCCGAUAGUAUUGCACAUUCUGAAGUGCCGUUCCUCAGAAAACUUUACGGUUAUUUUCUUGUUUGAUAUUCUAAAAAAAAUAUGUUUAGCAAUGGAAAUCGAUUACAAAAAAACGAUGGAAAAAAUUGCGAAGUCUGAUUCGGAACAAUUAUUUGAAAUUUUCCGCACCGAACUUUGCGCCAAACUCGUCGCUCCAAGUUCAGAGUAAAACAUGAUAAGUUUUUAUUUUGUUCAAACCAAUCAUUUUUCAGAGAAUCGUCAUGA